Molecule: messenger RNA, 4141 nt
Organism: Linum tenue
Lineage: Eukaryota; Viridiplantae; Streptophyta; Magnoliopsida; Malpighiales; Linaceae
Source: the annotation of a GenBank genome assembly
GGGCUCUUUCUUACCCAAGUCUUCCCCGUUUCUCAUCAAAACACCUGCUCUUGCUCUUCCCCUCUUCACUCUCAUUCUCUCUCCCUCUCUGCGUAUUUCUCCGGACUCCGAUCCCCAACUUGAUCUCCCCUCCGAUCUCCAAAACCCUAACAUUUCCCCCCGCCUUCCUCCCCAUGCAAAACCCUAAUCGGACUCCCUUCAGAUCAUCUGAUCUCAUCUAUUGACGCAAUUCAUCUCCUUUCCGGCCGACUAGAUCCACUCGCCUUUGUUCCCCUCCGGAAAGGGGGAAUUCUGGGUGUUCUAUCUGUGAAGUUUAGAUUGAUUGAUCAGUAAGAAAACAUGGCAGCUCCUGUGCCUCCAGGGGCACCUAGACAACAACCGCCUACUGGACCACCGCCGAAUUUUCAGCAGAAUCCAAAUGCCUUAGCUGACAAUUUUCAGAACAUGAACCUUAAUCGCCCGCCCAGUUCAAAUACUAGGCCACCUCCCUUCGGUCAGCCACCACCAUUCUCAUCCUCUUCGCCCGCAUCACCAAUGACGAGACCUGGUCCAUUCCCUUCCGGUGCAACUCUUAGGCCUGCCUCAGGAUCUCCAUCACCCACAUUGCCACCAAAUAUGGCCCCUGGUAGACCCAGCGGCCCACCAUUUGGCCAGCCUCCUCCAUUUGGUGCCAGACCUCCUCCUCCGGGGGCAUUCCCUUCUUCAAUGCCUCCCUCUGCUGGAUCUCCUCCUUAUGGAGCACCACUGCCGGGUACUCGUCCAUCUCCAGUUGCUUCUUCAUCUCCCGUGAACAUGGGGCCUUCUGGUACUCCAAGUGGUUUUAUGAGUAAUGGGCCACCUGCACCCGCUUUCCAGGCUGGACAACGGUUUGCUCCUCCUGGUAGUUCUCAGCAUCAACCUCCCAUGGGUGCUCCUCCAGCUAUGGGGCCACCGGCACGUGGCCCUCCUCAAGCAGGGGCUAUGCGUCCUUUCAUGGGGAGUCCUGGAGCUGGUGCUUCACAGGUACUUCCACCAUCAGGAAUGGGUCAAGCUGCACCUGCCUUUGGGGGGCCACCUCAAGCGAUGUUGGGAUCUGUAGCUUCUCCUUAUGCACCACAGAUGCCUUCACAACCAGGGGUACCUCCAAUGCCAGGGUCUAUGCCACCACCUAGAAUGUAUGGAAUGCCACCACCAAUGCAGAAUCAAAUGACUGCUAUCUCACCUGUUAUUGGCCAAACUGGUGGUACACAGCCAGGGGCGUCAAAGAUUGAUCCCAAUCAAAUUCCAAGGCCAAUCCCAAGUUCAUCUGUCAUCUUGCAUGAUACUCGUCAGGGCAAUCAGGCCAACCCACCUCCGCCGGCAACGAGCGAUUACAUAGUUCGGGACACAGGGAAUUGUAGUCCACGCUACAUGAGGUGCACCAUUAAUCAGAUUCCGUGCACUGCUGAUCUUUUGACGACAUCUGGAAUGCAGCUGGCUUUAUUGGUCCAACCUUUAGCCCUUCCCCAUCCAUCUGAGGAGCCUAUCCAGAUUGUUGAUUUUGGAGAAGGUGGCCCUGUUCGUUGUUCUCGUUGCAAAGGCUAUAUAAAUCCUUUCAUGAAGUUCAUUGACCAGGGGAGGCGUUUCAUCUGUAAUUUGUGCGGUUUCACUGAUGAAACACCUCGGGACUAUCAUUGCAAUUUAGGUCCUGAUGGUAGGCGUAGAGAUGCUGAUGAAAGGCCUGAAUUGUGUAGGGGGACAGUUGAAUUUGUUGCGACAAAGGAAUAUAUGGUGCGUGAACCAAUGCCAGCUGUUUAUUUCUUCCUUAUUGAUGUGUCCAUGAAUGCCGUUCAAACUGGUGCAACUGCUGCAGCUUGCAGCUCAAUUAACCAAGUUAUUGGUGAUCUUCCGGAAGGGCCAAGGACAAUGGUUGGGAUUGCAACUUUUGAUUCAACCAUCCACUUCUACAACUUGAAACGUGCGUUACAGCAGCCUCUAAUGCUGAUCGUUCCUGAUGUACAAGAUGUGUAUACCCCUUUGCAAACUGAUGUCAUUGUCUCAGUCUCUGAGUGCCGUCAACAUUUGGAACUGUUAUUGGAAAGUAUUCCAACCAUGUUUGAGAAUACUAGAACAUCUGAGUCAGCUUUUGGUGCAGCAAUCAAGGCAGCUUUCUUAGCAAUGAAGAGUACUGGAGGAAAGCUUAUGGUAUUUCAAUCAGGCAAGUAUCCUAAACCUAUUUUUUCACCAUCGUUUAUUAUGUCAUCAGUUUUGCCAUCCAUCGGCCUUGGAGCACUUGCUGCAAGAGAGGCUGAGGGAAGAAGCAAUGUCUCUGCUGGGGACAAGGAGGCUCAUAAAUUACUUCAGCCUGCUGACAAAACUCUGAAGGACAUGGCAGUUGAAUUUGCAGAAUAUCAGGUUUGUGUUGAUGUAUUCAUCACCACCAAGACAUACGUGGACAUUGCUUCUAUAUCUGUCAUCCCUAAAGUUACUGGAGGGCAGGUUUAUUAUUAUCAUCCAUUUUCAGUAGUUUCCGAUUCCGUAAAGCUUUGUAAUGAUCUUAGAUGGAACGUCUCAAGGCCUCAGGGAUUUGAGGCAGUUAUGCGAGUGAGGUGCAGCCAGGGAAUUCAAGUACAAGAAUACCAUGGAAACUUCUGCAAGCGAAUUCCGACUGACGUUGACUUACCUGGGAUUGAUUGUGAUAAAGCUAUAAUGGUGACUUUAAAACAUGAUGAUAAGUUGCAAGAUGGUGCAGAAUGUGCUUUCCAGUGUGCACUCCUAUACACUACUGUUUAUGGCGAAAGAAGAAUUCGUGUUACUACACUAUCCUUGCCAUGCACAAGCAACUUGAGCAACUUGUUCCGAAUGGCUGACUUGGAUACUCAAUUUGUAUGUUUCCUGAAGCAAGCUGCACGUGAAAUUCCCAUCACCCCACCAUUGCACGUCCGUGAACAAGUUACGAACUUCUGUAUAAACAUUCUACUUUCAUAUCGGAAAUUUUGUGCGACAGUGUCAUCUUCAGGGCAACUUAUUCUUCCAGAAGCACUCAAACUGCUGCCUCUAUAUACUCUUGCCUUAAUCAAGAGUGCUGGUCUGAGAAUCGACGGGAAGAUAGAUGAUCGCUCUUUCUGGAUCAAUUAUGUAUCCUCAGUUUCUACUCCUUCAGCAAUUCCACUGGUUUACCCAAGGAUGAUUGCUGUUCAUGACCUUGAUACACAGGAUGGGAAUGGUUCUAUUGUCCCUGCUCCACUUCCGCUAUCUAGUGAACAUGUCAACGAUGAAGGAAUUUAUCUACUGGAGAAUGGGCAAGAUUGCUUAAUAUAUGCCGGGAACUCGGUCAACCCUGACAUUAUGCAGCAAUUGCUUGGUGUUCCCUCAGCUGAUCAGGGGGGUGCCGAGUUCACCUUGCAGCAAUAUGACAAUCCAUUGUCAAAGAAGUUAAACGAGGUGGUAAAUGAGAUACGCCGACAGAGAUGUUCUUUCCUCAGGUUGAGGCUCUGCAGAAAGGGAGAUCAAUCAGGAAUGGCAUUCUUUUGGUACCUGAUCGAGGACAAAGUACCGACUGGUGGUCUCUCGUACGUGGAGUUCCUGGUGCAUAUCCAUCGGCAGAUCCAAAUGAAAAUGUCUUCCUAAAACCUAGGCUCUGCCUGGUUUUUUUGUUCGUGGUGUGCCGGCUAGCUUGAGCUUUUUUUUUUUGGGGCAUUUACGGACCGUUGUGAGUUUACUGGGGUUGGAAUCUUUCCAUUAUUCUAGCUAGAUAUAUUUACAGCAGCAGCAGCGGCAGUGAAGAAUACGUCUGGUAGAGUAAUAAGAUUGCAGCAAAAGAGCUCCUUCUCCAAUACCCAAGAAGUUCCAUUUCACAUGAUUUCUUGCUUUACCUUUUUUGCGUUCCUAGAUACACUUAUUUAGCAUUCUAAGAACUACAGAUAGCCAAACCGUCUUCCUUUGACUAGGAUAUCCGCCCCUGGAAAGUUAGAUACACCUAUUUUGCAAAUGUAAAACUAAAGACUGGAGGAUGUACUUUUAAAUGUUUCGGAUUUUCGAUAUAUUUUUUCAUCGUUACCAAAGUAUACAGAUUACUGAUUUUGGUUGAACGUUUCUUGGAAGCACAGCUUGUUGAAAACUGAGGGCUGUCAGUUUUUGAACAUGUUAUAUUUGAAGAUAUAGCGCAAUCGAAGUACUUGAC